AUGGCGGAUAAAGGAGUUGAUGUGGUGACUGCCGCUUCGCCGCGCCGCUACCCGGUGACGCCUGACGGGUACGAGUUCCUCGAAGAGCUGGGUCACGGGGAAAACUCAGCAGUGUACCGGGCGAUCUGUCCUGCGGCCGGCAAUGAAGCUGUAGCGAUCAAAGUAAUCAACUUGGAAGGCUUGCCGCUCUCCCUCGAUGAUCUAAUCAAGGAGAUUCGCGUCAUGUCUUUAAGCUCCCACGAAAACGUUGUGCCCUAUCGAACAUCCUUUUCCGUGGGGCAUAACCUCUGGAUUGUGAUGCCUUUUGUCGCAGGGACUCCUGUCGGGCGGAUUUUGCGCCACUUGUAUCCCGAAGGCUUCCCUGACGAGGCCGUGAUUCGGUACAUACUGCACGGUACGCUGCGGGGCCUCGAAUACUUUCACCGGAAUCGUCAGAUCCACCGCAAUAUCAAAGCAGAUAACAUUUUACUGACACCAGAUGCCCGAAUCCUGCUCACAGACUAUACGUAUCUGGGGCUCAUGCUGGAGAGCGGCAUCUCGCGUCGCUUGCGGCAGACUUUUGUCGGAACGCCGUGCUGGAUGGCGCCGGAAGUAAUGGAGCAGGUCUCUGGUUACGACUACAAGGCAGAUAUUUGGUCGUUCGGCAUCACAGCUAUCGAAUUAGCCCAGGGAUGUGCGCCCUAUGAGCGCUUCGCACCGAUGAAAGUGCUUCAGUUAACCUUACAGGGUCCGCCACCGACACUGGAGCAUCCGGAGCGGUUUAGCAGCGAGUUUCGGGCUUUCGUCGAACUCUGCCUGCACAAGGAUCCACACAAGAGGCCUUCUGCGAGUGAGCUCUUGAAACAUCCAUUUAUGCAGACGGAGCUUCCAUUGGAAAAUGGCUGGGCUGCCAACAUGCUCUCCCGAAUGCCGCCGCUGGAGUUGAAUCCACUCUCCGAGAAGGAGCGUAUCUCCCUGCAACGGGGUCACGUGGCGUCAGCGGGCGCUGGGGCGAAGCAUCCCGGGCAGGAGCCCUGGUCGCAACAGCCUGCCAGCAGCGCCUCAUCGAGCACGAUGGAAUCGCAGGCAUCGCAGACUGGACGACGCUCGCCGGAGCAUCCCCGAAAUGUGAUGGGUAUCAGUGGUUGGAACUUUGCAGACAGCCCUGAGUUAAUUGAGGCAAAACGUGAACGUGAUCUGCAGCGGAUUCCGGAAAGCAUCGCAGUACCAGCCCCAGAUAGGCUGCAGCCUGUAACGGAUCUUGCCGCUGUUGUUUCAGAAAACGAACAUAUACAGUCACUAGGAUCCUCGGUCGUGGAACCGGCGCCGGUGCGUACGUCGCGCGCAUCAGCAGAGACGGAGUCAGCGCUUUCUCAGGAAACCGCUCCUGCAGCAGAAAAUCUUGUCAAAGUGGAGACAGGGUCGUCUCGACGAGCUGGGCGUUUCCUCCUGGUGGAUACGGAGCCGUCCCGCCCACACACCUCGCCUAGUACAGCGUGCCUUGUCCAUGAAGACAUUAUCACGCGUGAGAUGCUCACGGAGGACGUGCGAGCACGCGCGAGUCCAAGGCCGGGAGCGGUCUCCGCAGACCCAUGUGCUAGUGAUAGCAGCAGCACCAGCAGCGUACGUCCCCGGUUCUAUAACCAAUCUGUUGGGAGUCGGAAUACCGCGCCACCUGAACUGGGCAUGCGAACUGGCACAUCGAUGACGACCGAUGAAGGAUCCACCACGAUCACUUCUCUGGGGGAUGGCAUAUACCCGGGGAACGCUCAGGGGCAAUCAACGAGGCGACUGUUGCAUUCCGUUGAGUCAGGGAAUGCACGACCUUCUGAGGCGGCAGUAACUGCGGCUGCAGCUGCGGCAUCAUCAUCUGCAGCAGUCCAUGAAGCCAGCACGUCGCAUCCGAACCGAAGCUCGACCCCACAUGUACCAUCUGGUGGCUCUGCACUGGGCGAGGCGUCUCGACGCUCGAGUCACGGGCGUUUUGAGGUUAUCGAUAUUCCACUGCAUCAGGCGAUGCCAACUUCUGCUUCUGCCAGAGCCGCUCUUUCCAGUGGAGCAGCCGCAACGACAGCGCAACCACCAGGAUCUAGCGCGUCGACUGGGGAUGUUUCUCCGCAUAAUCCUCUGUACGUUUCGCUAGCUGCUUUGGACGGUGUAUUCCAGCAGCCACAGAGUGCGACGCGUUCUCCUCCGCGUGCACCGAAACCCAAGUCACCGCCACCGCCGCCGUCGCGCUGGGCGACGCAACCGUCGAUGAACAACAAUCAUCCAAAUCAACGGGGAUAUGGCAGCGUUCCGGGUACUGCCACUUGUAACGCUUGGCAGCCGCAUACUCGCAUCACUGCAUCGUCGUCGACGUCUCCGAAGGAUCCAUCCACAGAUGCCUCCGCAGCAGGUACUGUUCCAGGUCGAGCGCAACGCGCCACCACAAAUCUGCCACUAGCGAAUGUCUCCGAGGAGGACCUGCUGGCAUUGCUGCACCACGCACGAGGCCUGCAACGCACACUUUCGGCCCUGCUGGCCGGAAACCUGCAGUUCGCUGCCUCAGCCGCGGAUAUCUCCAUAGGAGCAGGGCCGGCAUCCAGUGCCGCUCUGUACCCUGGUAUUCCGCACGGUGUUUCCAGUAUACAUGAUAGUGGCUCCGGAACCGGACCGCUCCAUUCCUACGUUUCACCACGUGUUGAGCACAGUCAAGCGAGCGGCAUGGAAAGCGGCGCUGCGGCAGCCAGCGGCAUCAGUGUCGGACCGCCUGCAGGUACCUCUGGUUAUAGCCCCGCUUUGUUGCCGCAUCCAGCCAUGGGUGCAGUACCAUCCGGCAAUGGACCGAUCAAGCCAGGCAAUGAACCUGUGGAACAUUUGCGAGGAGAGCUCUCAUCCCUCCGCCAGGAACAAGGGACUUUGCGUCGCGAUAUUGAAGCACUGCGGCAGGAAAUGGCCCUGGUGCGCCAACAGCUCCAGCAUCUCACUGUUCUGGCAAUGCCUGCAACGACGCGCGCAGAACGAGUGCCGCUUGUCUCGGGUUCGGGGUCACAGCAACCCACGGACGUAUUUGGCGAUAGCGGAGACCGUGCUUACCCAACGAACUCAACGGCAGCGACAACGAACCCGAAAGCAGGGAUCGGCAUGUCCGUUGCAUCAGAGGCGCCACAACGCUCACAUCAUAUCGGGGAUCCACCUGGAGCGUAA
Messenger RNA from Cyanidioschyzon merolae strain 10D, 3168 nucleotides. RefSeq names its product Ste20/SPS1-like serine/threonine kinase. The record is from RefSeq and is a predicted model, not a curated record. Gene Ontology annotation, molecular function: ATP binding; protein serine/threonine kinase activator activity; protein kinase activity. Lineage: Eukaryota; Rhodophyta; Bangiophyceae; Cyanidiales; Cyanidiaceae. The transcript has a single exon. Gene Ontology annotation, biological process: protein phosphorylation. The coding region runs from base 1 to 3168 and encodes 1055 amino acids.